AUGGAUCCAAGUCUCUAUGAUGGUCAUAAAGUUAUCUUUGAUGAAUUAAUGCCAGUCGAAGUAAAACUUUUAGAUGAUGAUGAGGGGGUUAUAGAAGAGCUCAGAAUAAGAGUUUUAAUUUUGGGAGAUGAAAGACAACCUAUGAAUAUAAAAAUAGAGAUUACUAGUGAAUCAGACAUUUUCUUUUUCUACUAAAAUACAACAAAUGAAGAGAAAUUUAGAGUAAUUCAGGAAUAAUAAAAGCUUUCCCUCGACUAUCAUGAUUUCACAGGAAUGGUAUUGAAAAUUUUAACAACUUAUAACGAGGAAAGGAAAGCUUAUUUGGAAUUUUUCCAGGACACAGAAUAUAGAAGGGUUGAAAUGCUUAAAAUAGACUUAGAGGAAUGUGAUGAUGAUAUAAUUAAGAAUCAUAUUACAUACCGACUGUCUGCAACAAAAUAAAAGACUAUUAUGAUGCAGGAAAGAGUCAAGGAUAUCAUGGCUAUAGUAGAAGAGAAAAAUCCAAUUCUAAUGCAAGAAAUUUAUAAAGUAUCGCCCUCUAUUUACUCAAGACAAUGA
Stylonychia lemnae is the source of this 558-nucleotide messenger RNA. The record is from the annotation of a GenBank genome assembly. NCBI's taxonomy places the organism in Eukaryota, Ciliophora, Spirotrichea, Sporadotrichida, Oxytrichidae.